AUGAAGCUUAUCAUGGCGUUCUUCGUGUUGAUAAAUUUCUCGGGUCUCGUCAUCACCCUGACCUCCCCGAAGGUCAUGUCCAACGACAACAACGACUAUGAGGCGCGCGUGGGUCCCUUCGCGCCCCUCCGCCUUCCCUACAACAGCACCUCCAACAUCUACGCGAAGCCGAGCCAGGCCGUGAGAGCGCCGACGAUGAAGCAGCUUCCUCGGCCCACCACCAUCCACUUCUUCGAGAGGUCUCAACAGAUUCCUUUGACUCAAUGGAAGAAGAAGAAGACCUCCAAGAAGACCACGACCUUUGCGGCGUGGCGCAAAUCGCAGGCCAAGAAGCUCCUGGCCGAGACCAAGAUCAAGAACUCGAAAUUGGCCGCCGAUUUGGCCGCCUCGCACCAACAACGCGAUGCGCUCGCCGCCCAAGUGGCCGAGCUGCUCAACGUCCAACACCAGCGCGAUGAACUCGCCGCCCAAGUGGCGAGAAUCGAAGAAGAGCGAGCGCAGCUGGCCCGCCUUCUUGCCGCCGCCGUGCGCAACAACCAGCCGACAUGGAUUCGCCCCGCGCAAGAAGCGCCGGCGCCCAAUCCCAUGACUAUGGGUCAGUUCUUCGAUCUCACAAGCCUCCCCUCUCCGAAUAACACCAACACCAACACCACCACUCUCGAGCCCGUGGCCAAAGUCCCCACCCACACAGAGGAGCUCAUCGACGCCAAGUCCAACACAUCUCUCGACAAGAAGAUUGAUGAUCAGGAAACAAUCCACGAGGGUGAGAUCCUCGAGGAGCUCAUCAACGCCAAGUUGAGCACAUCACUCAACAAGACUGAUGACAAGUACAACAUCCACGAGGACAAGAUCCUCGAGAAGCUUCCCGCCUCUCUCCGGUACCCUCCUCUUGCGCGUUCUCCUUCUUGUGCGCCCACAGUUGCUGACCACUUCUACAACCACUACGACUACGACUACAGGAACGCGACGGACUUGACUCAGGGCUGGAUGUGGUCGGAGAGCACGACUGACAACAACACCAACAACGACAACGAUGACGAGCAACAGCAGCAACAACUUAACAAUGUGCUCAAGCAGCUUCCUGCCUCUCUCCGGAACGCGACAGACCUGAACCACGGCUGGAUGUGGUCGGACGACAAUGACGACAACCAUCGCGAUGUGCUGCACCAGCUUCCCGCCUCUCUCCGUGAAGCGAGAGAGCGAGAGAGCAAGAGAGGUCCCAUGACCCGGCUGGGCAAGGCUGUGCCGCCUCGAUGGGCAAGCCUGCAGCCCAUUAAGGCCGGCGAGGGCCUCGAGUCUUGCAUGUGCGCGUGGGUGGUGUGA
Acanthamoeba castellanii str. Neff is the source of this 1323-nucleotide messenger RNA. RefSeq lists its product as uncharacterized. NCBI's taxonomy places the organism in Eukaryota, Discosea, Longamoebia, Acanthamoebidae. The coding region runs from base 1 to 1323 and encodes 440 amino acids. The transcript has 8 exons. The record is from RefSeq and is a predicted model, not a curated record.